UGCUUCAGGACUACAUCAAGGAAGCAAAGCAAAAGAGUCACUCACAAGAUUAGUUUGUGAACUUGAGAGAGCUAAAGACAUUAAGUAGAGACUUUUACUGCAUUUGUGAGUGUGUAUGAGUUGGAAGUGUUUAUUUUCUAUAAUGACUUUAAAAUAUAGGAGAUUCUCACUGGACAGCUCUAUCUGUCCAGACGGAGACGCAGUUGGAGUCGGAGGCCUUGGCAAAAGAAGAGCCAGCAGCAGGUUUAGCAGUAAGAAAUCCAGACAAUGUCAUAGUCUGGACGAUGCCCGACUGGAGAUCCAAGAGCUUAAGCACAGCCUCAGCUCCAGCGUGUCCCUCAGGGAGCCGAUCAUAGCAGAGGAGAACAUUGACCAUCCAGAUGGGCUCAUCCAUUCUAAUAGCUCCCAGAAGCACAGCAAAACCUUCCACAAACUGUUCCCAGAUAUUCCUGCAGGGGAGAACCUGACACACACAUUUACCUGUGCCUUGCAGAAGGAGGUACUGUAUCAUGGAAAACUCUUUGUUUCUGAGAACUAUGUGUGUUUCUACUCGUCAGUGCUGCUCAAAGAAACCAAGGUGGUGAUUCCUGCGUCCAGCGUCAAGGGGGUGAAGAAACAUAACUCUGCUUUAUCCAUGUUGUCUAUUCAAACUGCUGAUGUAGAGAAGCACACAUUUGUGUCUUUGAGGCACCGUGACAUGUGUUAUAAACUCCUCCAAACUGUCUGUUCACAUGUACAGGGUCUGACAGUCAACAGCAGCCCUCAUCACUCCUCUGCAGAGAAUGAAGCUGAUCAUGACGUGGCCUCCAGUUAUUCCAGUUUGGAGGACUGCACAGAUCGUGAUCUGAUCAGACAGAACAGCAUUUGUCUUGAAAACGGCUAUUCUCAGAUGUCCAGUGAAGCUCCUACAAGACGCAAUUCCACCCGUCAAAACAGCUUAACAGACGACGACAACAGAGCUGUAUCCUGGAUUUGGAGGAUCACUGAGAGGGUGGCACCGCUCUUCUUCCUCAGAGAACUGAGGAGUUUCAGCGCUGUCUUCUACGUCUACAUGAUGCUGAUGGUGCUGCUGCUGUUGGCGUCCGGGUACAUCGGGCUGAGGAUCACAGCACUGGAGGAGCAGCUGACUGAGUUGACAGUACAACACAGAGAGUACCAACAAAUUUAGCCAGUGGCAGAGGACUGGGACAAACAAAUCAUUCUAGGAACUAAUGCAGUGCACCACUCUAUUAAGAUCCUGCUGUACAUUGAUCCUUGUCUAGACAGACUCCCAAAAGCAUCUUAGCAGUGAGACUCGGUCCAUUUGACACACAGUACAUCUUCUAGUUAAAUUUACAAUAUUGUGCACAAAAAGUCCUCUUACAGUAGAGAUUGAUCUCCUGUGUUACUGCCAACUUUACGGAGGAUGCAGGUCAGCAAUAAGAUGCUUUUGGGAUGUCUGAACCAGGCCACACAUGGUGAACUACACGGAUGACUGGCUGCGUUGGCAGAGAAGCACCAGGACAACAUUUCUAUUCAGAGCACACUCAUUCUCUGCUGACACAUCAAAUAUUGCAGUAAGGGAUCUCGUGCACUGAGCCAUAUGGAGGCAGCCUGCUGAAGCCAUGUUUACUUCCUGGCCGGUAAACAGCUGAGCUCAGCAAGCUGAGUUUGCUGGAGUCUUGGCCAUCGUCAUCUAGGAUGGACACAACCUGCAACAGUGAGAACACACACAAAGUGAAAGAAGCUCUUAGUUGUUGCGUGAUUUUUAAAUGAUUUGUACAUCAUGAAAUGAGGGUUCACAUAUGCUGCAUAAACUGCUGGAAUCUCGUAAAAUGUUUUAAAAACAAGACUGUAAGUGACAAUAAUCAGCCAGCAGAGGGCAGACACUCCCAUUAAACUGCACGAGGCAGGAUGUUACUUGCACUAGAACAAUUCAUGCACUGAAAUGUCUUUAAUAAUGUCUUAUAAAACUUUUGCCCCUCUCCUUUUGUCAAAUUUUUAUAACUUCUGAUGUCCAGUGUUCAUAAUUAUUUUGGCCAACUGAUCUCCAUGACUUUAAAACGACUCUUAUGACAAAACAUUCUGUUUAUUGAUAGUAUUUUGUAUAUAGUUUAAUGUGUGGUGUCAAAAAAACUGUUGUGAUACAUUAGGGAUAGUACUUCUGCUAACUAUUUAUGAAACUAUUUUCCAAAACCUUUCCAGGCAUGGAAACACCAUUUUCAAAUUCCAGGAUUUAUCCAAUAUUUAUAACUGUACAAACCCUGCAGCAAAUCUUGGAAUAGACUAUGUAUGAUUUUAUAUAUUAUCCAAAACCCAUCUUGACUAGUGUACCAAGUCAUAUCA
Molecule: messenger RNA, 2325 nt
Organism: Anoplopoma fimbria (sablefish)
Lineage: Eukaryota; Metazoa; Chordata; Actinopteri; Perciformes; Anoplopomatidae
Product: GRAM domain-containing protein 2B-like
Exons: 13
Coding region: 116-1168 (350 amino acids)
Source: RefSeq, a predicted model, not a curated record